AUGUCAAACACCGUUUCUGCAACUCUUCGGCCUGACAUCGUCAAUCUCCAGCGAGCCUCUUCUGGCGGCCGUGCGACUCACGAAGUCAUACAGAUUAUUCAAAUCUUUGAGAAGCAUAGAAUCAUCUGCUGCUUGGUCGGGGUUUCGGCUCUCGUGUUUUAUGGAGCUGAACGCAUCCAACAUGACUGGGAGAUAUGCAUUCCUUCGGAUAGGGUCAAAGAUGCUGUUAGCCUACUUUCCAAUGAAUUUGUUUCUAUGUACACCCCCGCCCAGCGUAGGCUACCGCAGCCGGCCUCCCUCUCACACACGUAUCCCCGAUUCAGCGGAAAAGAUGCAGACUUUAGUUUUAUUCUAGUACCUUCACAUGAUGCACAUAUUCGAUGCAGCGAAUCUACAAUUCAACGCAGCAAUGGCCUACCGUAUCCCACCCUGCCUGUCUUGAUUCAAAGCUUCCUGGACACCAACAACACCGUUGCCUUGUGCGACGUUGUCGAUGGAACGAACGUAUCCGAGUGCUGGGGAAGGCAACAUCUCAAACUCGACGGGACCAACGACAUAGGUUGGGCCAAGCGGAUGAACGGACAAAUCUAUUCGGACAAAGACGGGCCAAUGGCUUGGGUAUCCUUAUUUCCAACGGCGAUUGUUAGUAAGCAACAGAUGUGGGAGUCAGGAGUGAGAAAUAAGAAGAGUCGAUUAGGGUGGACACAACCCGAAGAACUGUUUGAAACCCGGUUUCGACUGAAAUCCUCGGAUAACCCACGGAAUAUAACCCACUUCUAA
Mytilinidion resinicola is the source of this 780-nucleotide messenger RNA. RefSeq lists its product as uncharacterized. The transcript has 2 exons. The coding region runs from base 1 to 780 and encodes 259 amino acids. The record is from RefSeq and is a predicted model, not a curated record. NCBI's taxonomy places the organism in Eukaryota, Fungi, Ascomycota, Dothideomycetes, Mytilinidiales, Mytilinidiaceae.